This is a messenger RNA of Ailuropoda melanoleuca (giant panda), 3497 nucleotides long. It is a transcript of the gene KBTBD7, whose product is annotated as kelch repeat and BTB domain containing 7. Lineage: Eukaryota; Metazoa; Chordata; Mammalia; Carnivora; Ursidae. Bases 370 to 2409 code for a protein of 679 amino acids. The transcript has a single exon. The record is from RefSeq and is a predicted model, not a curated record. Gene Ontology annotation, molecular function: protein binding.
UGCUUAUCCCCUUGAGUCUGGAGGGCCCCGGCAUGCCUCGAGGCGCGAAAGGCAGCCUGGGAGUCGUAGUUCUCUUGGACGCGUACCGGUCUUGCCAGCGCGGCAGUGGCGGCUCUCUCGGUUCCGUCCAGCGGGCCCUGUAAACGAGCUGAGGCGAGAAAGGGCGCGGAACUGGAAGAGGGUGAGUCAGACACUGUCUACGCGAUAAAGGGAGGCGGCACCGCGGUGCAGGGCUGAGUUGAGUAAGUGCGGCCCCUGCAGUCUAUUCAGGGACGCCGCGAUCUAGCGCCAGCGAGAAGAGGGCGAGGAGGAGUCAGAGCCCGGUCCUUGCAGCCGUUCUCGCCCUCGUACCCCGCCGCCAUCUCCACUAUGCAGUCCCGGGAAGAAGCUCCGCGCUCUCGCCGCCUGGCCAGUCCCCGCGGCGGGAGGCGACCCAAGAGAAUUUCCAAACCUUCUGUUUCGGCUUUUUUCACGGGCCCGGAGGAGCUGAAGGACACGGCUCAUUCUGCAGCCCUCCUGGCACAGUUGAAGUCCUUCUACGACGCGCGGCUGUUAUGUGACGUGACCAUCGAGGUGGUGACGCCUGGCAGCGGGCCAGGCACUGGCCGCCUUUUUUCCUGCAACCGUAACGUGCUGGCUGCCGCGUGUCCCUACUUCAAGAGCAUGUUCACCGGUGGCAUGUACGAGAGCCAGCAGGCGAGUGUGACCAUGCACGAUGUGGAUGCCGAGUCGUUCGAAGUGCUAGUCGACUACUGCUACACUGGUCGAGUGUCGCUAAGUGAGGCCAACGUGCAACGUCUUUAUGCGGCGUCUGACAUGUUACAGCUCGAGUACGUGCGAGAAGCCUGUGCCUCCUUCCUGGCCCGCCGCCUUGACCUGGCCAACUGCACCGCCAUCCUUAAGUUUGCCGACGCCUUUGACCAUCACAAGCUGCGAUCGCAGGCCCAGUCCUUUAUAGCCCACAAUUUCAAGCAGCUCAGCCGAAUGGGUUCAGUAAGGGAGGAGAGUCUGGCAGAUUUGAGCUUGGCUCAGCUGCUGGCUGUCCUGCGUCUGGAUAGUCUAGACAUCGAGAGUGAGCGGACCGUGUGUCAUGUGGCAGUGCAGUGGUUGGAGGCAGCUUCCAAGGAGCGGGGUCCCAGCGCUGCUGAAGUCUUCAAGUGUGUCCGCUGGACGCACUUCAGAGAUGAAGAUCAGGAUUACCUGGAAGGGCUGUUGACCAAGCCCAUUGUGAAGAAGUACUGUCUGGACCUUAUUGAAGGGGCCCUGCAGAUGCGCUAUGGUGACAAGUUGUACAAGUCUCUGGUACCAAAGCCAGAUAGCAGCAACAGCUCUGUUGUACCCACAGCAGAAAAUCCACCGCAGAGACUGGGUAUGUGUGCCAAGGAGAUGGUGAUCUUCUUUGGACAUCCCAGAGAUCCCUUUCUCUGCUAUGACCCAUACUCAGGGGACAUUUACACAAUGCCAUCCCCUUUAACCAGCUUGGCUCACACUAAGACUAUCACCUCCUCAGCUGUCUGUGUCUCUCCAGACCAUGACAUCUACCUGGCCGCUCAGCCUAGGAAGGACCUCUGGGUGUAUAAGCCAGCCCAGAAUAGCUGGCAGCAGCUUGCCGACCGCCUGUUGUGUCGGGAGGGCAUGGAUGUGGCCUACCUCAAUGGCUACAUCUACAUCUUGGGUGGGAGAGACCCGAUUACUGGAGUUAAACUGAAGGAAGUGGAAUGCUAUAGUGUUCAAAGGAAUCAGUGGGCAUUGGUGGCUCCCGUACCCCAUUCCUUCUACUCCUUUGAACUAAUAGUGGUUCAGAACUAUCUCUAUGCUGUGAACAGUAAGCGCAUGCUCUAUUAUGAUCCUAGUCACAAUACGUGGCUGAACUGUGCUUCUCUUAAACGUAGUGACUUUCAAGAAGCCUGUGUCUUCAAUGAUGAGAUCUAUUGUAUCUGUGACAUCCCCGUCAUGAAGGUCUAUAACCCAGCCAGGGGAGAAUGGAGGCGGAUUAGUAAUAUUCCCUUGGACUCAGAGACCCACAACUACCAGAUUGUCAAUCAUGGCCAAAAGUUGCUCCUCAUCACUUCUACCACCCCUCAAUGGAAAAAAAACCGGGUGACUGUUUAUGAAUACGAUCCUAGGGAAGAUCGGUGGAUUAAUAUAGGUACCAUGUUAGGUCUUUUGCAGUUCGACUCUGGCUUUAUUUGCCUCUGUGCUCGUGUUUAUCCUUCCUGCCUCGAACCUGGACAGAGUUUCAUCACUGAGGAAGAUGAUGCACGGAGUGAGUCUAGUACUGAAUGGGACUUAGAUGGAUUCAGUGAACUGGACUCAGAGUCAGGAAGUUCAAGUUCUUUUUCUGAUGAUGAAGUCUGGGUGCAGGUGGCACCUCAGCGAAAUGCACAGGAUCAGCAGGGUUCUUUGUAAAUAUUUUGAAGCACUAAAAUGUUUCUACUGCUAUGGAAUGUAUCUUUAAAAGAUUUCCUUUUCCUGAAAAAAGAAAAAUGUUGAUUAGGACUGCAGAUUUGGUUUAGAAAGGGUAAUGUUUGAAUUACUAAUGUAAUGUUACAAAAUUUAAACAGUCCAUGAAAUCAACCUAUAUAAUAAUUUACUGUGCUAAAGUCGAGAUUAAAAUAUGCAAAAAUGAACCAUAUAAUUGAUUAGAAUGCUUGGUGGUUUUUUUCAUUGUUCAAGUAUUUGUUGUACCAGUGGAUUGUUUUGGUUAGUUACCCUCUUUAUAUUUUGAUUACCUACUUUAUUCUUCUGUUAACUUUUUAAUUCUAUUUAGUGCCACAAAGAGUUUAACUUUUCAAUUUUUAUAGUAGAAAAUUGGACUAGAAAUUGUUGGUAGGGUUUUGAAGGUUUAUAUUUUCCUUCAGAAUACUCAAAGUAGUAGAUUUCCCAAAUUUUGAACUAGCCAGUUUUUAGUAUUAUAAGUUACUAUAGUUUGUUAAAUUUGGUUUGGUUUUCUCCCCUUCUGCAAAGAAAAAAAUUUGGAUACAUAUAUAUGAUAUAAAAUGGGAUUUCAUUUUGAUAAUGUGCAGAAUCGUCUUAAGAGCUCACUGAAAGUAAAAAAAAAAAAAAAAUCAGGAUUCUGCUGCUUCAAAAGAAAUUUCCAAGAUUAAUUUUGGAACAUAACGUGUAGCUGCUAAAUGUGACCAUUUUUCUAUUUUAAAAAUCAUCCAUUCUAGUAGUGUCACCGAUUAAACACCCUUCUAAACCAAAAAAAAAAAAAAAAAAAGUAACUUCUUUGUAAGACCAUAUAUUUCAUCUAUACCUUAUACAUGCUUCACUGAAUCAAAGGAAAAAUCCUUUUUUUCACUGCAUAUGAUUGAGUAAUGUAAUUAUCUAUCGGUCAUGCCUAGUCUUAAAAAGUUUAUAUGCUUUCCUAAAAUAUUUGGGCUGUAUAGUUUUGGUGUUCAUCUUAGAGGAUUCUUCAGCAGGAAGUGGUUUAUUUUUUACUGUUUUUGUGAGGUAAUGCUGGUUUUGAAAAUAAAUUUAAGCUUAAAGGGGUA